AUGAUUUCUUUAACCGUGCGAGUACUACAUUUGUCCUAUAAAUCUCAAAAACCAAGAUUUAGAAGAAAAGAUGUUUUUUUUUCAACAACUUCUCGUUUUAGUCGUAAUGAAAGCAAUAAAAUUUUAUUUGGCUGGGGUGAUCUAGGGUCUUUAUACUCGGAAAAUACUAUUAAUAAAAAUGAAGAGAAUGAUGUUCACAUAUUUAAAACACCAAAAAUUUUAGGAAUUGAACAAACUGUAGGAACAGAAUUAUCAGAUUCAAUAGAGAAAGAGAAUGUUAAAGUUACAAAAAUUUCAGCAGGAUGGGGGCACUCAUUAAUAGCGUUCGAGCAAGGAGAAAAGAAUUUUGUUUUCUCAAUGGGACUGAAUAAUUCGGGACAAUUAGGGCACGAAAAAAUAGCAAAAAAAGGAUAUCAUAGAGGCCUCGUGAAAGGAUUACCUAAAAAUAAAAAAAUUAAUAUGUUGGCGUGUGGUCGAUUACAUUCUUUUAUUUUAAUGUCUAAUAAUGAUGAAGAAAAUAAUGCGACAACCAAAACAGAGCUAUACGGAUUUGGUGAUUGCAUGUACGGACAGCUUGGUACUGGAAAAGAUAAAAAAGAUCGACCAAUAACCACCGAUUCUUCUCUUCCCACAAUGGCGGUCUCUUGUGAACCAUCGCCGCGCCAUAUUGACACUUUUGAGGAACAUGAGAAUGUAAAACAGGUUACAUGUGGUUUAGAUCACACAGUCAUUCUAACAAAUGAGAAUAGAUUAUAUUCAAUGGGAUGGGGAGCAGAUGGUCAACUAGGUCUAGGCAAUAACAGCACCGUAGAUAAAUCUGUUCCCUCGAAGAUAACUAAAUUAUCUGAUAAGGAUGGAGAACGAAUACGGAAAGUUGUUUCUUCGACAGAUUAUACGAUGGCUUUGCUAGAAAACGGCACUUUAUGGACGUGGGGAAACUCGGAGUAUGGACAAUGCAUGACUGGAGCUAAAGUUGAUCGGAUCUUAGAACCGAUACAAGUUCCCACAAAAGACUAUAUUGUUGAUGUAGCAAGUGGAGGUCCAUUUGAUCAAGGUCAAGUUUUUGUAUGCGGCUACGGUCCUCUAGGACUCGGCGAUUCUCAUGUGGAGCAACUUACGCCUACUCGUAUUCCGCGUUUUGGUGAAGAAGAUUCUAAAGGAAUCGGUGAAAAUAUUGUAGCAAUUUUUUCUGGGAUUGAUUAUGCAGCUGCUAUUUCUGAAUCAAGAAACCUCUACACAUGGGGAUUCAAUGGCACGCUAGGGCUCUUGGGACAUGGACAUAAUCACACGAAACAUCAGUUCAUCCCAAAAAAAGUAAAAUUUCCUGAACCCGUUAACGUUGAGACUUUGGCUUGUGGUGGACGUAAUGUAUUGGCAUUAUGUAGUCUUUAA
Molecule: messenger RNA, 1392 nt
Organism: Ambispora leptoticha
Lineage: Eukaryota; Fungi; Glomeromycota; Glomeromycetes; Archaeosporales; Ambisporaceae
Source: the annotation of a GenBank genome assembly